Messenger RNA from Stylonychia lemnae, 1653 nucleotides. The record is from the annotation of a GenBank genome assembly. NCBI's taxonomy places the organism in Eukaryota, Ciliophora, Spirotrichea, Sporadotrichida, Oxytrichidae.
AUGGAAGAUGACUCUGGAUAGCCCCUCAUAGUUUAAGGGGAGAGCAGUGGAGAGCAAGAUUAAAAUACAAAUGAUUAUAAACUGAUAAACUAUUCAAAUAUGCAAACUUUAACUAAAGCCGGAAUAUCUACAGAUAAUACAGCAAAUUUUGAGGAUAAAGCAUAAAACAUUGAUAAAAUUUGCUAGAAGAAAAUAGAGUAUGCAAAGGAUAUUGGAUAAUAACCAGAAUGUGAUCCCAAUUAACAAAAUAUGCAGAGAGAUGCUUUGACACCAAGACAUGUCGCUGCUUAUGCAGUUGGUCAUUUUAGUAAUGACCUUUGUGCAGCAGCAUGGUUCACCUACGUGCUUUAUUUUGUAAAGAAUGUAGUUAAACUUGAUGCAGUGAUUGCUGCCUUCGUCAUGCUAUCAGGGUAAAUAGCAGAUGGGCUUACGACUCCAGUAGUUGGAUUCUUUAGUGAUAAAACUAAGUCUAGAAUUGGAAAGAGAGCCCCUUGGUAUAUUUUCGGCACAUUCCUUGUUAUUCCAACGUUCUUAGGUAUUUUUAUUAAACCUGACUUUGAAAAGAAUAGUCCUGGUGAAAUAGCUUAUUACAUCACUUUACCUGCAGUCUUUAAUGUAGGAUGGGCUUGUGUUCAGAUCUCAAAUAUGUCUGUCGUAAAUUCAUUGACGUUUAGCACUCAAAGAAGAGACAGAUUGAUUUCUCUUAGAAAUGGUUUCACAUAUAUUGCAAACUUUACAGUAUUAACUGCUGCGCUGAUCUUAUUUGCUACAAUUGACAGUCAAGAUUGGUAAUUCAGGAUACUUUGCUUUAUAAUAGUGGGAAUUGGAUUCAUAACAAGUAUGUUCUAUAUGACUAACAUUAGAGAACCCUAUCUUUCGAAAUCAGCAAAGAGACUCUAAAAAGAAUACCUCAAGGUACAUUAGCCUCAUCUUUCUGAAGAAGAACAAAAAGCUUUGACUUAGAAACCUAAGAGCUCAAUGUUGUCAGUUUAGAUGAAGGUAUGGAGUGACUGGCUAAAAGAAGGUCAUUUCUACAUUUAUGGAGCUGUUUAUUGCAUGGUAAGAAUUGCAGUCAAUGUAACAAUGUCAGUGCAACCCUUUUACCUGAUAAAAGUAACAGGAUUCAUUGAAACAGAGGAUGAUCCUACUCCUCUCCCUAUAGCAUUAGUACCUCUUGUAUCAUAUACAACUUCUUUGAUAUUUUCCCUGUUUGUUUACAAAAGAAUGAUGCAAAGGUUUAGAAACAGAUUCAUACCACUAUUGAUAUCUGUUAUCGUUAUUACAGCAGGUUCAGUUCCCUACCUAUUUUUGAAUUCUGAUCCAAAUGUUAGAUGGUUAGUCUAUUUACUCUCUUCCAUUUAAGGAGUUGGUUUAGCAAUUAUGAUAAACACAGCGACAAGUUUGAUAUCAGAUGUAAUAGGCAGAGACGACUAAAGUUCAGCCUUUGUAUAUGGUGCCUAUAGUUUCUUUGAUAAAGUUGCUAAUGGAGUGAUUAUUUUUGGAAUAACUGCUAGUUGGAUAGAUAAUGAGGUAGCCUUGAAAUGGUGUAUCGCUGUGAUACCAGCUGCAUGUGGAUUCGGAGCUUUUUUGCUAUCCUACAUAGGAAACAGACUUUAUGGAAAAAGACUUGCAAAACUUUCCCUGGACAAAUGA